Messenger RNA from Oncorhynchus nerka (sockeye salmon), 2782 nucleotides. Its product is annotated as phospholipid scramblase 1. Gene Ontology annotation, biological process: plasma membrane phospholipid scrambling. Gene Ontology annotation, cellular component: plasma membrane. The transcript is spliced from 8 exons. Bases 106 to 1029 code for a protein of 307 amino acids. Gene Ontology annotation, molecular function: phospholipid scramblase activity. NCBI's taxonomy places the organism in Eukaryota, Metazoa, Chordata, Actinopteri, Salmoniformes, Salmonidae. The record is from RefSeq and is a predicted model, not a curated record.
AGCCUACUUCACCCAUCCCUUUUUUUAAAAAACCCAGAUGCUUGCCUGCUAGACACUUACUUCAAUCAAGAGAUACCAGGGAGUAGACCUUAGACGUCCCAGACUAUGUCAGCAGUGACCACCCAGCCCCUUCCCUUCGGCGGUCUGGAGAGAGAGAAGCACAUCGAGAGGCUCUUCAGAGCCUUCCACAGUCAAAGGAGGCUCUCUACCAAUCCCCAGGGUUUGCCUGGCUCCAUACCCCACCACGGGGCACCUGACCUGGGCUCAGAGGACCAGCAUCAGGGCCUAGGCCCUGGAGGUCCGGGGGGUAAAGGGGAGAAUGGCCACAUGAGGCCCAGGGCUUCUGGAGGGCCAGAGAUAGCAGGGGAGCAGUGGUUGAAUGGUGUGGGUGGACAGGAGGGUCUGGCUCUCCUGGACGCAGUCAGCCAACUACGUAUCACAGCCAGGCCAGAGCUGCAAGGUCCACAAUGUGUGUCCCGCAGGACCUACAGCAUUGCCACCGGGGACAGCAGUGAGCAGCUCUUUGUGGCUGUAGAAGAGAGCUCCUGUAUGUGUCUGCAGUGCUGCGGUCCGGCCCGGUCCUGCUCCUUACAAGGUUUUGACCGCCAGGCCCGCCAGGUCUUCCUGUUUGAAAGACCCCUCAGGGUGGACGCGUGCUGCCUUGGCUGCUGCUUGAUGGAAAUGAGGGUCUACACCCCCCAACGGCAGCUCAUAGGGAGCGUACGACAGCGAUGGAGUAUGUUCACCCCUCUCCUGGAAGUGUGUGAUUCCGAUGGAACCUCCACUAUAAGAAUCCAGGGAUCAUGCUGCCCCUACCGAUGCCUCUCUAACCAAGAAUUCCAGGUGGUCUCAGCCAUCGGUGAGAAAAUUGGCUCCAUAUGGAAGAAAUGGCCUGGGUUUAACGAAGAGUGCAACAUGGAUCAUGAAUACUUUGGGUUAGAGGUUCCACAGGAUAUGACAUCACAGACCAAACUUCUUCUGCUGGCGGCCACGUUCCUACUGAAUUAUAUGUUCUUUGAGAUGAGCUGAACCGGCACCAGACAAUCAGAGAUGAGAAAAUGUAGGUAAUCAAAAGUGGACCGUGAGAACUGCAGAAGCCAAAUGACCAUCGGCGAGUUUCACAGCUUCGUCCGAUGCCACGCCGCAGCAUCAUCAGAGAUUGAACACAUGGACAGUUGUUUGGGGGAGGGGUGCAAAUGUUAGCGACACCAAAGAUGUACUAGCCUGCAUGGCAUGGCCUCCUUUCCUUUAUUUAGUUCUCAUUUAGUUGUCCUAGUAGAAGAGAUACAUCCAAUAAAUCUUAAUAGAUACCUUGCAUUGGCUUAUGCUCCCAUCACAACAAUUUGACUGACUGACAAUCAGUUCAAACUAUCUUUGUUUGGAAAGAUACGUUUUCCUCAUCCAACAUACGCCACCGGUGACAUCACAGAAUAGAACACUGAAGCCAUUGGUUAGCAGCAGAUGCAUAAUCAACAUUUAUUGCUAUAAUCCAUCAGGUGUAUAUCCAUCAGACAGUACUUUCCUCGUUUUGACAAGACACCCUUUUUCCAGCACCACCCAUCCAAUCCUGGGCAGUAUUUCAUCAGGGGGGAGAAGAUAGAAGGAGCCCCAAGCUCUGGCCUGGGACCAGUUUCUGUUCUGUAGCACUAAAUGGUGAGGGGGGUCAGAUGAGCUGAUUCCAGGUCAGUGUUCAGGGACUCCUUCUACCCCGGGGAAAAUAUCACAGCAGGGCCACCAUUCUAGCCUGGUCCCAGAUCUGUUGGUGAUUUUGACUAACUCCAUGAUCAUUGUCAAGCCAAACUGUUUUGUAAGUCGCUCUGGAUAAGAGCGUCUGCUAAAUGACUUAAAUGUAAAUGUAAAUGCAUGAGGAGUUGGCAAGAGAGCAGAAACAGACUGACACCCAGGCUACCACCAUUCCACACUGGAGAGAUUAUGUUGUCACGGAUUACAUUGUUGUUAGAGUUGUAUUGUUAUGUCCAUCUUCACUGUGGGAUCUUGAAAGGCAUUUAGAAUGUUUCAUCUGGGUUGGGUCCGUCUCGAGGCCAGGCACAGUGAUAUAGGCAGCUAGGCAGUCCAUUCUAAAGAGGCCGGUUCACGUUACCCACGGUCCCCCUUUAGGAUGGUCCCCAUCCUUUGGGUUGAAAACUUUCUGGUCAAAGGUAAAGAAUCAAGUUCUCGAUUCUCGUUAAGUAAAUAGAUUUUCUCAAAAGGACAUAGCUUUUUCUAGAAAUAUAUUUUUGUACGCCAUAAUAUUUCUAGUUUAAAUGACUAGAGGCAUUGUAGUUAAAAUACUGCACUAUAAUAAAAUAACUUCCACCUGCAACCCUGUUAAGUUUCAGAGUUUUAAAAAAAACAGAUACAUUUUCUCUGCUGUACAUUUAAAACUCUACCAGAGGGAACUGUGAUUGUGCUACACAAUGAUGAAUAUACUGCCUAUACCUAUUUAUGGGAAGGGUUUGGUUUAAUAUUCUGCUAGAAGAAGAUUCCGUCAACAGUCAUUGGCCAAAUCACCAAAUGCUUGUCGCACAGUCUCCCUCUGUUGGCAGAUCAGGGACAGUGUCACUUGAAAAAAAUACAUCCACUGAGGUUUCAUUCAUCUCUGACUGACAGGCAGAUAAAAAAAGCUCCAACCAACCGACAGCUUGGUUCCGUGUUCCGUACAGUAGAUUCCAUGAGCCAUAGAAAGGAAGGCCACUGUCCCUCCCUCUCUUUAUCUCCCUAUCUCUCCCUCGCUGUCGCCAUGUCAAACAGUACUGAUCCUUAAAGGUAUUAUUCCUCCGGA